Molecule: messenger RNA, 1213 nt
Organism: Oryctolagus cuniculus (rabbit)
Lineage: Eukaryota; Metazoa; Chordata; Mammalia; Lagomorpha; Leporidae
Source: RefSeq, a predicted model, not a curated record
UCGAACCACAUGAUCCCAUAAAACAUUCAUCCGCCGCCGGCCCGCGCCGCCGCCGCCGCCGCCGCCGCCCUCGCCCUGCGCGCCGCGGCCCGCGAGCCCAGCCGAGCCCAGCCGGGCGGAGCGCAGCGGAGCGCGCCGAGCCUCGUCCCGCGGCCGGGCCGGGGCCGGGCCGGAGCGGCGGCGCCUGGAUGCGGACCCGGCCGCGGGGAGACGGGCGCGCGCCCCGAAGCGACUUUGGGUCCCGACGCGCCCCACCCGACCCCUAAGAUGAAGAGGGCGUCGGCCAGAGGGAGCCGGCUGCUGGCGUGGGUGCUGUGGCUGCAGGCCUGGCGGGUGGCGGCGCCAUGCCCAGGCGCCUGCGUAUGCUACAAUGAGCCCAAGGUGACGACGAGCUGCCCCCAGCAGGGCCUGCUGGCCGUGCCCCCCGGCAUCCCGGCCGCCAGCCAGCGCAUCUUCCUGCACGGCAACCGCAUUGCACAGGUGCCCGCCGCGGGCUUCAGCGCCUGCCGCAACCUCACCAUCCUGUGGCUGCACUCGAACGCGCUGGCCCGGCUCGACGCGGCCGCCUUCGCCGGCCUGGCCCUCCUGGAGCAGCUGGACCUGAGCGACAACGCACAGCUGCGCGCCGUGGACCCCGCCACGUUCCAGGGCCUGAGCCGCCUGCUCGCGCCCCAGGCAGAUCAACGACUCCCCCUUUGGGACCGUGCCCAGCUCUGCCGAGUCCCCGGGGCUCCCCACCGCAGGCCCACGCCCCCGGAGGCCCGGCUGCUCCCGCAAGAACCGCACCCGCAGCCAGUGCCGCCUGGGCCCCCAGGCGGGCGCGGGGGGAGGCGGCGGCGGCGGCGGCGGCGGCGAUGAUGCAGAGGGCACGGGCACCGCGCCGGCCCUGGCCUGCGGCCUGGCGCCUCUGGGCCUCGGGCUGGCCGCGUUGGUGCUGUGGACGGUGCUCGGGGCAUGCUGAGCCAGGACCUCAGCAGCGCGGGGGUGGGUUGUACAUAGGGGGUCUCCGUCCACGCCGCAGCCAGCCAGCCAGCCAGCCAGCACCCGCCCAGCCGCCCCUCCCCCCACGCCACCAUGUUUACAGGGUUUUGGGAGGGCGGCAUUUGUUCCAGAACGCUGCCUCCCCACCCACACCGCGGUAUAUAGAGAUAUGCAUUUUAUUUUACUUGUGUAAAAAUAUCGGACGACGUGGAAUAAAGAGCUCUUUUCUUAA